This is a messenger RNA of Podarcis muralis (Common wall lizard), 1086 nucleotides long. It is a transcript of the gene SMIM38, whose product is annotated as small integral membrane protein 38. Lineage: Eukaryota; Metazoa; Chordata; Lepidosauria; Squamata; Lacertidae. The record is from RefSeq and is a predicted model, not a curated record.
GAGAGAGAGUGUCUAACUUCACAGGGUGUGUGAGAGAGAGUUUAUGGAGGUUUCCCCCCCCCCUUCUUCCCCUUCCAAAGAUCUUCUGACAAUAAUGUCAUUGUCAAUAUAAGAGUUGUUAAUUCUUUAUGAAUAGUACAUGGGGCCUCUUGACUAAAUAGUACAUGUCCCAAAUCUGUCAGCUGGACUCUUCCUUCACAUGCUAGUGAGAUCACUUUGAUUGGAAUGUUACAGGAAUGGCUCCAUCCGCCACACAGCCCUGAAUACGACAUUAUAUAAUUAGAUCUCCCAGAGUAGUGAUAGUAGUAGGAUUAGUAUCCCCCCCCCUACCCCGUUACCUCAUUAUUGUAGCUUAAAUAUGGGAUCAGGCCCUUUGAUGAUUUUAGUGGUUGUAAUUAUAUUAACGCGAUUCAUUUUAUGGUCCUGUUUCAGCGCUUAUUUAGAUUACAAACUGUCCCGUAGGUUUCCUGAAAAGAGGAAGGACUCUUGAAAGAGCUCAUAUGCAUUUUCAAUGAACAAAUGGUGCCUUGCUGGACAAUGUCAUAGAACAGGACACUCUUUUUUAAAAAAACUUUUCAAAGGGGCUAGUUAAUGAUUCUUUUCUUCAUAGGGUCAACUGAGUUUAGGGUCCAUUUGUUUAAAUAGGCCUAGAUUAUAAUAAGCAGCGAAUUGCAAAGUAGUCCAGUCAACUGGUGUUCAUGAAGUUGUUGCUGGAACAGACCUGUAACCAUUUGCUACCUAAGUAUUUGGAUAGGCUGAAUGCAAUCUUAUUGAAUCCAGGCAGCCAAUUGGACAAUUCCACUGUCUUGACAAAGUGAGAUGACUUCUUUCCUGUUGCACAAGUUGCUGACCUGCUGCCUGAGUCUACAACAGCUGCCUAUAUGCAAAGACUCACUCAUAUCAACUUGAAUCAGGAAGAUCAGCAUCCCCCUGAAGCACUGAUGCAAAUAGUUGUUUCUAAAAAAAAACAAGAUGGACAUGUUUGGAAGUGAUUGUUUAGAUCUCAACAUUCUAAAUGGAUCUGGGCUUUGAAGACAUGCCACUCGAAAACUGUUUAAUUAAAAUGAACCUCAAUAGUGACUGUGA